AUGCCAUACGCAGAUGUUUAAUAUAAAAGCUCUCUUUAAGUGAAUGAAGGAAGUUCUUGGCGAUUUGAUUUUAAAUUACAAGGAAUUUAUGAAAUUAAUUUAUUUAGUAUCAGAGUAACAUUUCCUGAAGGGUUUAUAACUAAAUCUGCUUUUUGUGAUAUUGAAGGUAGCUAAGAAAGGAUUAAAACAGUAAUCCUGUACAACUAAAGAAUGAUUGAGUGUUGGAAUAUUGCAAAAUAGCUUUAAGGUAAUUAGUAAGUAAGAAUCAUAAAUAUGAUAAAUCCUUAGGGUAAAGUGGAUUUAAAGAAUUUCUAAAUUGAGCUAAUAUAACAAUCAAAUAGUUUAGUUUUUGAAAAAAAACUCUUUGAUCCUUAAUUAAAUAUUUAGCUGUAAGUAGUAAAUAUGAAAGCGAAGGUAAAUCAAGAAAAUAAUUUCAAGUAUUCUAAUAGUACUCUCACUUUCUAGAUUAAUCUAGAAAACAAACUAGGAGAAGGAGGUAUUCUUUCAAUAUCUUUUGGAGUUUAAUGGAGUUUAUGGGCUCUUAAUUGUACUGUUAUCUAAGGUUUCUAAAAUUAUAUUGGAGAUAUUACAAGGUGCUUUUUGAAUUCUAAAUAUAACAGUUACUAUAUUCAAAAUUUUAAAGAAAUUGAUUUUACACAAUAAAUAGUAGUGAAGAUUCUUGUUUAAUCUCCUUUAAGUGAAGGUACUUAUCCAAUUAAAAUAUAGGCAUUAAACUCUAAGUAGCAAACAGUUGAAUAAUCCACAGUAACAGCAAUCACAAAUUCCACUUUUGGAAGUCUAAAAAGAUUUACAGCUAACGCUGUAAGAAAGUCAUUUAAAUUAUAAGCUGAUAAAGCAGGCCCAUUAGAAUCAACAUUCUUCUUAAAGAAAAAUCUUCCAGCAACAAAUUAUAAAUCUACUGGAAAGGUUGUCAUUGAUAUUUUUCCAAAAAUACUAAAACCCUCUACAAAUUAUGGAAUAGUUAAAUGUUACUUCUUUGGUAAUAUUUUAGCUUCUAAUUGUGAUUUUGAUGAUCACACUUACGCUGACCGCACAAAAAUAACUAUUUACACUCCAGAGAACUUUGAUUAUUAAGAGAGUGAAACUCCAAUUACAGUGACAACAGAAGGAUCAAAGCCAGGCUAUAGCGAUGGUAUUUUGUUAGAUCAUCUAGUAAAAAGAUAUUUAUUUCAUUAUCACUUCUAUGAUAAUGAUUUGCCAAUCUCUGAACCAACAGAAAUAUAUUAUUAAGAGUGGGUUCCUGAUGCAUUUGAAAUACCUGAUUUAGAUUUCAAUUACAACAUACUUAUCAGAGAAAAAAAUGAAUAUACACAUAUGCGAUUUGAAAUGAAAUAGCAAAUAACAUUUUUAUAAGGAGAUAGAAAUUAUUUACUAAGAGUUACAUUUGUAAAAGAUCCUAUUAAUGUAUGGUAAAUAGGAUAACCUUAUUAAAAUAACUAUGGAAUUAUUGAAGACUUUCCUUGCUUUUUAUAUGGAAGUAGCAUGGUUGCAAAUCCUUAUUCAAAAUGUGAUUUAUAUUAAUAGAGUUCUAGAGAUCCUUUUGUUUAAGCAUAUGGCUUUGAAACACUGUAAGUUAAAUAAGGUAGUUGGGUAAUUUUAGAAAUUCCUCAAAUUAAAAUAGGAAAUGUACCUGCUGGUUCAAAAGGAACAAUAAGAUUUUCAUUAAUGGAGGAAACACCUGGAAUGAUUAAUCCAGUAGUUGAAUUAUAUUAUAAAUAAAUAUCGGUGUAAAUAUUAGAACAGUCAUAUGUUGACUAUUCAUUUAAUCCUAACAUAGCUGUUACACAAACGCCUCCUUUAGUUAAUCAGCAAACAGAUCUUAGAUUUUCAUGGAGUGCAGCUGUUUAUAACCCGUAAUAUUUAAUAUAUGAAAUAGAUUAAGUGGGUUAUUAUGAUAUAGGUAGAGGAAUAAUUAAUCCUGCUAACUGUGAUGGUAACUAGUGCAUUAAAUUUAAAAAACCAAUCCAUUGGAUUGUCAUUUAUCCUAAUACUCCUCUUAGCUAGCAAAUAAUAACAAAUAUUUAAGGAGUAUUUUAAAAUCCAAAUUAUGCUGACUAAUUUAUUUUUAAGGUUAGAGCUAUGAAAAAUGGUGCAAUCGUUAAUAAGCAUACUUUUAAUGUAAAAAUAGGCCCUGGAGAAAUUAAGAAUAAAAUAUUUGAUAUUUGUAAUCCAGGCCAUGUCAUGAAUUCUAUUAAUGAUUUAAUAAGAAAAAAUGAGGAGAAUGAAUUCUUUAUCAAAUUUGAGGUAAUAACUUAGAUGCCUAGGAAUUCUCUAAUACGUUUAACCUUUAGAAAUAUAAAAACCUAAGUAUAAAAUAAUCGCCAUAUUAAUUUUUGUAAAAUCAUAAGUGGAUUAAUUCCAUAUGAUGAAAAUCCUAUUUCCUGCAUAACAGAGAGCGCAACAGUAAUUGAAAUCACUCAUUUUGAAUUAGUCUAAAAAAAUACACUUAUUGAAAUUCACUUCAGGCUUCUUACUGAUAGCUCUGCAGUCAUAAACCCUAUUGUAGAUAUUGAAACAUUUUAUGAACCUUAAAAUGAAAAACUAAUUGAUUACAGCUACACAAUUCAAUCUAAUACACCAAACAUAUAAACAAAUUAUGUUGAUUCACAAGUAAAAUUCAAAAUUUUAGAUGAAGCAGUAAGAUCAGAGAAAAGAGAAAAAGGUUAUAUUGGACCUGUGAUAAUUGAUUUUACUCCAAAUUUAAUAAAUAUUCUUAAAAUUAUUAAGGUAAAAUUCGACAUAAAUUUUAAGACUCCAAGAAAUUAUGGAAAAGACUCGCUCAUUUGUUUAUUAAAUGAAGUCAGAUUUAAUUGUAUUUACACCAUAAAUCCUCUAUAUAUAACAAUAGAUAUUUCAUCAAAUACUUUAAAAGCUUCUCCAUCUUAUAGAUUAUCUAUAUCUACAGAGUAUAUAUCUCCUUAAGAUGGUUUAGUUCAUCCACAAACGGAAGGUUUUUAUCCUAUCCAUUUAGAGCUCUAAGAUGUAAAUGGUUUAAUAAAUUAAGCAACUAAAUGGUUAUUUAUAAAGGCACCUAAACUAUAAUUUUUAUACAUAGAAAGUGUUAUCAGAAAUUAAAAGAGAGCAAAUAUGUUCUAUGUUAACUUUAAAACUACGUUAAAUGUUUAAAAGCAUAGCUUAGGAGGUAGAAUUCAUAUAGAAUUUCCUACUUUAGAUCCUAUGGGUAACCCUUAAUUCGAUUUAGAUUUAGGGGGUUAUAAUUAAAGUGGGGAUGAUGUUGGUUGCAGGUUUAUAAAGUUAGGAGUUAAAAUUGGAGAUAUUGGAGAUUUUAACGACAAUAGAUGUCGCCUUAUUAAAAGUCAAAGAAGAGGCAAUCCUGCAGUAGUAGAAAUAAUAAAUUUUCCUUCACUUCCAGCUGGAACUGAGAUUCAGAUGUGGAUAGCUAAAGUUUUCAAUCCACCUAACUUUAAUUAUCCAAACUAACCUACGCUUUAAGUUAUGGAUGCAAAUAUAUCUGUAAAUAUUUUUGAAUAAAACCCUUAAACAGGGGAUUUAAAAUAUAUACAUUAUGACACUUAUAAUGUAUUUAUGGAUAUAAGAGAUGAUCCAUCUCUUCAUGAUGCUUAUCAUCCUUUUAGCUCUUAAGCUAAUAAUUAAGUUUGGGAAACUGGAUCUUAAGUAAAUAGUAAAUUAAAAUCUAUGGUCAACUAAGUUUGGUAUGAUAUUACUCCAUUCGCUCCAGGAGAUCUUUAUAUUGUAGAAUUACCAAAUAAUUUCCCAGAUACUCUAAAACCUGAUUGGAAGAUGGCUACUUGCCUAACAUUUUAUGACUGGUGUUUAACUUUUCCAUAAAUAAAUUGGGUAGUUAUGUCUAUAAGUACAGACUUAGCUGUAAAUAAUAUGUAUGCAAGCAAUGAUGUAUUGAUACAAAUUUUGCCUCAAAGUGUACCAUAGAUAGCUACAACAUAUAAAUCUUAUGUAUGGUAGGGUAGAUUAUUCAGAGGAUAUGUUACCCAUUAAAUUACUCCUCAAUAAUGGCUAUAGCUAAUUGGAACUAUUAAAAACUAUGGAUUAACUUAAAUAGAUUCCCCAUAAAUGCUAGUCAAAGGAAGAAAAAGAGUUGAAGUCAACUUUAAUUUUACUAAUUCUAAUUUUAUUCCCAACUAAGGUGCAAUUUAAAUUAUAUUCCCAUCAAGAAUACCUUCUAUUUAUUCUCAUUGCAGAAGUUCUAUUACUGUUGGAUCAGGUCUAUAUUCAAAAUCUGGUCCUUAUGGUAAUGUCGGUUGUCUUGUUCAAGAGAAAAAUUCAUGGGUAAUCUAUGGAUUUGGUGAUAUAAAUCCUCUAACCAACAUUAAAAUUCAAGGAAUUAUUGAUCUGCCAAACGAUGGUAAUGCAGGAUAUAUAGGAGAUUUAGAUGUUAUAACUUAUGGAAGUCAUGAAUAUGAUAAUAUUUUUAACAAAGGUAGGAUAAUAGAUAAGAGUCUAGCACUUCCAAAUAGUGGAUUUACUAUUGAUAACUUUUAAACGAAGCAAAUUGAAGAUAUAGAUCUAUUACAUAUUGAGACUAAAAUUUUAAGAAAUGCCUAUAGGACACCUUUGACUUUUAAAUUUAAAAUUGAUAACAAUAUAUUUGCGAAUAAAGGAAGAAUUAGAAUGAUGUUUUAUCAAUACUCUUAAUUGUCAUUUAAUGAUAAUAUUGGAUAUUCUUUUUAAUAUUACUCUACAAGUUAGUAUGUUUGCAGUAUUUAAGUUGUAACUACUUAAGAGAACUAUGGCUGUAAGGUGGAGUCAAUUACAUUAAAAGACCAAGGGUUUAAUUAAAUAUACUAUCUUUUUUAGAUGAUUCCUAAUAGCGAUUUAUUGUCAAACAUAGACUAUCUUUUUACUUUAACUACAAUAGAUGGAAAUGGAUAAGAUGAAGGCCUAACUUUUCCAAAUUCUGGUUUACCUUACAAAAUUGAUGUAUCUAUGUCAGUUUAAGAGCCACAAAGUGACAACGAUUACACUCUUCACUAACAUUUAUAUUACCAGGUUUAUGGAUAAUCAUUUGCAUAUUUAAAGUUUACUAGCUAUAUAACUUUGAAGAAUGAGAUGAAUUUAUUUAUUUUAGAAUUUUAACCAGGAUAAACUAUUAGAAAUGAUGAUACCUUAAUAAUAGAAAUCCCAACAACCUCUAUUGAUAUGUAAUAAAAUUUAUUUGCAGAUGAUGGAGGUUUGAAUUUGUAAAAUUAAGAUAUUAUUUUAAAUGAUAUAAUUGAUAUGUCUCUAACAUAUCCAGACCCAACUAUGGAAUGUAGAAUUUCAAGAGGACUCUAAAUUAAAGGUUAUCCAUUAAAAUUUUUGUGUAGUAACUUUAAAUCUUCAGGUAAGUUAAGAGAUAUUAAUCCAAAUGAUAUAAUGAAAGUUGCAUUUAAUAUUUAAAACCCUGAUGUUUCUUCCAAUCAUUAUUCGAUCCCUGUAUAAAUAUAUAUUCAAAGAAAUUAUUAAAAUGCUUAUGAGAAAAUUCUCUAUGAUUUAGUGGAAAAUGCCUUUUAUAUUCACUUUUGGAAUCCUUCCACAAUUACUGGAGUUAAUGGUGAUUUUAAUGUUGGUCCUUUAACAAAAACAGUUUGCAAUAUUCUAACUGAUUUUAAAUUUAGAGUAAGGAAUAGCCAGAAUCUUGUAAGCAAAAAUGAGGACGCUUAUAUUUUAAGAUUCAAUUUUGAACUAAGAGAUGAUGAUUAUCUUCAUAAAAAAAAUUGUGCUUAUGUGAUUACAGGAAGUCUUCCUAUUGAAUGCGCAGUCUUGCCAAAUCUUAGAGCUUUUAUAGCCUGGCCUCAUCCAACUAACGAUUUAGUAGCUUCUCUAUAAAUAUAAACGACAGAUAAUAAAUGGUUAACAAGUUUCUAUAGAGAAUAAAACGAUAUUAAAAGAUAAAUUAUUGGGUAUGCUUGCUAUAUUAGAGAACUUUGGAGUGAAAAAGUUAUAUACUAAGAUUUAUACCCUGACUUACAACCAAAUAGACUAGAUACUGUUUAUUUCGAUCUCAAAUUUAAAGAUAACGAUUAUAAUUAUGCAAAUGAGAAAUUGGAUUUUAUUAUGGAAGUAACUUCCCCUUAUUGGUUUUAUACAGAUAGAGUAAUCAUAUCUUUUCCUGCUAAUAUUGGAUGGGUAUUGGUAGGCGAAAUGUGCUUAGAAAGUCCUGGCUCUGAAAUCUAAAUCACCUAAUGUUGGUUUGUAAGUAACUCAGGCUAAAUCCAAGCAUGGAUUGAUAUAGCUCACAGAGAUAAUUAUGUCAAUGGAGACUAAAAUUCAAGAUAAAAACUUUUCAUAGAAUCUCAUAUGGAAACAUUUUAUAUUCCAUCAAAUUCAGUAUUAAAUCCUAGUUUUAAUUCAUUUAUUGUGUCAUUCUAUCAAUGGUCUAGACAUCCUUCAAUGUAGCCAAGUCCUUGGCGUAGUAAUCCUCCUAUCACUCUUGAUCCAUCAACAGAAUAGUAUACAUGCUUCACAAGCAGUGCAACUAUGAGAUCAGGAGAAAGUUUUGCAGAAUCUCCAAAUUAGACUUGGAACAUUUCAUGGUAAAGUGAAUAAAAUAUAGAAUUUGACUAUGAAUACCACAGGUAUUUAGAUGAGUUUGUUCCUUGUUUUAAGACACAAAGAGCUCCUAUAAAAAUGGAUAUUUAUUUGCCUACAACUUUAAAUAAUUUAAAAGGAUCAUAAAACUUUCAUAUAUUUGAUUUUUAUUAUGGAAAUGAUGUUAUAAUUCCAACUCCAAUAGAGAUAAAAGAUUAUGUUUAAGAUAAAUUAAUAUGUUGGGUAAAUAAUGAUCGAGUCAAAUGCCAGAACGACGAUUUAAACAAGAAAAUUAGGCUCUAUUUCUAAACUUAAAUUGAUGCAAAUAAUAUAAUGUUUAUCUUCAUUACAGCUCAUGAUACCAAUGAUAUAACUAAAGAAGGAUUUAGCUAUGUAGGUAAUUAAUACCAAUACAAGUGGUUGUAUGAAAUUUCAUAAUAUAGAGGUUAAACUUAUUAUGGAUAUACAGAACCUUUUCCUAUUAUGUAUAACACUGACGGAGGUAUUAAAUGUCCCCAUAGAGGAAUUGAAGAUGGUAAUAUAUAAGAUAGUUCUACUCAAAUACCUAAUCAUAUUACUGCACAUUGGUUUUGGUUUAGAUUUGCAAGGCCUGAUAUUUUAGGAAUUACUUUUAAUUUCAAACCUAGGGAUUAUGAAAACAGAGAUGUUUAUUCUUAAAAUUUUUUUAUGGGGCUUGAAAGUGGUGCUUAGUAUCCUUGUUCAAGAGGAUUAUCUGGAGGGUAGAAAAAUAACAUUAGAUGUAUUUACGAAAAAGGUGAUAAAACAGGAUUUGGUAUAUCUCAUCGUAUUCAUAUAUUUGAUUUUAACUAUUAAGUUGGUGUAAAUGAAGUUUUUGGUUUACUCUUUGAUUAAUCCGAUAUUUAACUGAAAUUAACUGUUGAAGCAUGGGGUGGGUAAGCUACUUUUAAUCAACCAUACGGAAAUUAUUUUAUGGGUUCUUUGCUUUUUGAUGCAUGGUUUUCAACAAUUGACACCCUAUGUAAGGUACCUAAUUCUUGCACUGAUUGUGACAACACAUAAAAUGACUGUAACUAUUAAGGUAUAGAUUACAUGGUUCCAGAGAAACCUGCUUUUAUGGAUUAAAAUAUUUUGCAUUUUUUUAAUGCAUGUUAAGUUGGUACCUAAAGCACUGUAAUUGUAGAAAUAACACUUUAAAGCAAAAGUUAAUUUGAUUCAACGUAUGUUGAAGUAUGCUAAGUUGAUCCAUAAUAUCAUGUAAAAGAUAUGUUCAUUUAUGAGAAAUACGAAUGGAAUUCUAAUCCUGCUUAGAAUGAGUAUACUAAAAAAGCUUAUUUGUAUUAUGACUUUAGUGAUGGAAAAGUGAAUAAAAUUGGAAUUGGAUAUAUAAAAUGCAAGCACUACAAUAAUUCGAUAAAAACUUAUUAUUAAUGUGGUGAUUUACUUAAUAGCCGUUUAAGACUUUAAACUAGGUUUGAAACUUAUACAAAUAAGAUAUGUGAGAAUAGGGUUGGAUCAUAGCUAAAUGUAGAUUGCUCAUCUCCUUCUAUUUUCGCAAAUGAAUAUAUUGCUGAAAUUCAUACUAUUGAUAUUAGCUAAUAUAAUAAUGAUUAUGACUUCAAAAUUUUGAAAUUUCAUGAAGAUACUUGGGUAACUCUUGCCGUUAGGUUAUUUGAUGUCCAUAACAAUGCAUUCAAAACUCCUUACUAUGAUUCUGUAUUAACUUUUAAUUAUGAUUCAUUCUUGAACAUUCCUAAUUUUGGAAUUCCAUCAGAAUGUUAUGUAGUAGAAGGUUUAAGAAUGUCAGAUAGAAGAAUGCUUGGUGAAGAGCCAUUGUGUUAAAUUUUACCUAAUCCUAAUAAUCCUUCUCCUUUAGCAUUUAUAUUUAAAAUCACUAAUUGGGAUACUAUAGUAACUAAUGAGUAUGUUAGAAUCUUAUUUAAGCAUCAUGUCAUGCAAUAUGUGUAUAAAGUACACGAUAUUCCAGAUCAUUCCCCUUUUAUAAUGAAUAUUUAUGCAAAUAAUGAAGCUUAUGGGGAUGGUAAAAAUGGACAUAUGAACUCAAGAAAAUGGGUUAAUCCUUAUAACUUUUACUUUUGCUGGAAUAUUAAUCAUUAAUUUGUUGUACUUGACUUCAAUCAUUAUGGUACUGAUACAGUUUUAAUUACUUAAGCUUAGGCUAAUUCAAACGUUUCAUUUAAUUUAAACACUAAUUAUUGCAGCUAUAGUUAAUGUAUCGAAUUAGCUUUCUUAGGUUUGUAAGAUUAUGCUAUGGGAAGUACUAUUACAAUUUAGUGGUAUGUUAAUGAUGUUAUAAGUACUUGUGUUGAUUGGGCAGAUUUCAGAGCUAAAGGUGCACAUAGUUGGACUUUAUGCUUUGAUUAACAUAAGUAAUGUUUAUAAAAUGAAUGGAAUACUGGGUAGGUUCUUAAAUUUAGAGUUAUAUUUAAAGAUGUUUUAAUACCAUUAGAUAGAAAUUAUUGGUGGGUCCAUAUGAGAUUAUAUGAAAAAACAACUUUUUAAAGAUACUCAGGAUGGUGUGCUCAUGAAGGUUGGGAGUUUAUGUGCUAAAAUGAUGAAUGGAUAAAUUAGUUUGAAGUAGGAAGCUAGUUAUCAGUCAAUAUUUUGUCUUUGUCUUAUGACUCAAUCACAGAAAUAGAUUUUACUAUAACAUAAAUAUAUGAAUCUAUAGGUUUAGAUGUUAAUGUGAAUAGAAUUUUAAUUAUGGAAUUCAAUGGACCAGAUUGGCUUGACAAUCCUAUCUAUGGAACAUAAUAUGAUUUAUAAGAAAUUAAUUGUUUAUGUGGUGUCAAUACAUAAUUUUUAACUCCUUAAAUAUGUGUAAAAAGAAAUAGAAGAAUUGUCUCAGGAAGGAUUUAUGAUCCAGUUAUUCUUUUUUAUUUCUCAGCACCUAAAGGUUCUACUGUCAGGUGCUCUGUCCCAGAAAUUAUGAUAUAACCUCAAAACGGUGCACCAAGUCCUAGAAAACUGAAAUUCAAAAUUAUUCGUCCUUCUAUUUAUGAAUGGUAUGGAAAAAAUGGGGAAUAGUAUAAUUCAAGGGUAAAAUCUGAGUAUAAUUUUACGCCUAUUCCUAAUAGCUCUACUUCUGAUUUGAAUUUAGUUUCUAAUCCCUCUGUUUUUUACUAAGAUAGAACUACUACAGAAUUAUUUGUAGGUUACUAUGAUUUAUAGAUUUCUAAUAUUAAAAAUCUAAACACUCCAUAUGUUUACAUAAGACAUGCUUAGAUUGGUCCUUUAAUGACUUCUGAAUUUUGUGAGGAUUAAAGUAUUUGGGAUCCUUAAUACACUAAAGUUUAUAAUUAACAUACAAAAUUAAUUAUAUGUAGAAGAAUUAGUUCAUAAACCACAAAUGCAGUAAUUGGAGCAGGAAAAAAUCUUUAUUUUGAACAAUGGAAAUCUCAAACAAAUUCAGAUUAUUUCUAUAAUGUGUAUGUUUACUAAAAUUAAGAUCUAAAAUAGUAAAAAUAAUCUUCUUCUAUACCAAACAACUAAUUUUAACCAAUCAAAGCCUCAUCUUUUAUCGUUGAUCACUUCUUCUACUCAUAUAAUAAAUCUUCAGAUUAAUCAAUAAUAGCAAUAUAAAUUGGUUUAAGGGGAUUUUUAUGGAGAGAAAUAAGAGAUGGAGGAAGAGUUGAAGUAUAUUUGCUUAGAGUUCAAGUUACUGGAAUAACAUCAGCUUGCUCUGCUAGAAUUGAAAAAGAAUUUUAACAUAUCUUAUGGUGUUAUGUAGACAAUAGAAAUCCUGAUUAUUGGAUAAUAGUUGUUAACAAUCUAUUCACCGAAAUACAAACAAAUAAUUUUUUGAAUAUUUAUUUCUCAAUGAAAAACCCCUCAGGAUAUACAAAUAGGUUUGUGUAAUAUACAGCUAAAUUUUAUUACAAUUAUAAAUCUGAUAGAGACUAUAAAGUUUAACUCUAAGAUUAAUUUACUCAAAAUACAUUUGAUUUCUCAGAAAUUGAUAAAGGAUAUUCUAGAAUUGCUAAUACAAUGUCUCGCUUUUAUGGCUUCAAACCCAAAAUUUUUAUAAAUAAAAGAUAUGAAUAAAGAUUUUAUACUAAAUAUAUGACACAUAAAGUAUGGCUUUCAAGAAAAGAGAUUAUUACAAACGAAGAAUGCUUAGAAAGUGGAUUUGAUUGUAAUACCUGUAUGGAUGUUAGAAUUAGAGAGUAUGAUCCUGUUAUCCUGCAAAGAUAUUAUGAAAUAGAAAUUAGAAGCAGAUCUUGGUUAGGUAAUGGAUUUAGGAUUGAUUAACCUACUCUAAGGUUCUUUAAAGUAGGCUCAAGAUUAGAAAUCAUUAUAUCUGCGAGAACAACAAAUAUACAUAUUGGUCUAUGGAAAUAGAAUAAUCCUUAUAAAACAGGACAUAUGCUUGUUUAUGAUUUUGCUUAAGAUGUAAAAACCAUGUAAAACAAUGAUCAUCAGUCUAAUACAAAAUACAAUGAUUACUCAACAGAUAAAUAAACAGAUGAACUAAGAUUAUAAUAUUUCUAUUUCACUAACUAAAUACAUAAUUAAAUUACUUCAUUUAUUAUUGGAAUGUUUGUUAAAAGCGGUAGCACUGUGGAUUAUCCAAGAAUAUAUUUUGAGUUAAAAUUCCCUAUUUUGAAAGUAGCAAAUAUUCCAGGAGCUAUUCAUGGCAAAAUAAUCCCAUGUUAAAUUUCUUUGGUUUUAGAAUCUCAAAACCCUAAUAGAAUCAAUUCAGCUCGAUGCAGAGUUUUUGAUAUUAACACUCAAUCUUAUUAAGGUUUAAUGGUUAGAAUUGAGGAAGUUAAUUAAUUUAGUCCUUAGUCUUUAUUGACAUUUGCCUUUGAUGAUUGGCUUCUACCUGACUCUACUAAUGGUUACACUCCUAUAGAUAUCGAAUUCAACCUUUAUAGAGCUUACACGCCAACUACUGCCUCUCUUUAAUACUCCAGAUAUUAUCUACUUCUAAAAGAAAUGAUCUUAGUAGAUGGAAUAAACACCUAAAUUUGGAAUAAUACUGUCAUUCCUCCCGUAUAAUUAAAAUCUCCUAAUAGCUAUGUUUAUGGAACAAAAAAUGUUGAAUAUAGCGAUAAUAUAAUUAAUUCUUGGCCUUAGCCUACUACAGGUUAUUUAGAUACUUGGGGGCUGCAAAAUACUGCUGGAUAAAAGAUGCGAUUAAUAUUCACUGAUGGUUUAAUUGGUGGAGAUAAUACGCCUGAUUCAAUGAGUUAUUUCGAUGACUAUGGUUAGCUUUAGUUACUAUGGUUUAAUAGAAAAACAAGGUCCGCUUAUAUAUCUGCUCCAAAAAGAGACAAUAAUACUAAUUCAAUUAAAAUAUCUAUUAAAAAUGCAGUUAACCCUUAUCCUUAUUAAAGAGACACUUGGAAUUUAAAUGGAAAAAUAGAUUAUCAAUUAUUCAUGGGUUAAUAUUGGAAUUUUGAUGGUGAUGGAUUUAGAUAGACAGAUAUAGGUAUCAUAGACUUAUCUUCGAAUGUUCAAUGGUCUUAAUUUAUUAAAAGCGUUCCUUUAUUCAAUAUAGAUCUUACCAAGUCCCAUCUUACUGAUGUCCUUCCUACAUAUAACUAUGCAGCUAAUUAGAGUAUAACUAUGAGAUUUAGAAUAACACAUUAAAUGAGCAAAGCUGAAAGAGUAAAAAGACAAUUAACUAAUGUUGUAUUUGAUUUUACAUAAGGAGUUAAGUUUAUUCAUAAAUGCUACAUAUAAAGUGAGGGUCAGAAAUAAAAUGUAUUUAUUUAUAGAUAUGUAGACUGCUAAAUAGGUUUCAACAAUAAUAAAUAUUAUGUCAAUUUAAUUGGGAUAGCAAAUUGGGAAGAUACAAUCCCUUACUAAAUGUUUUUAUAAAUAUAAACAGACUAAGAUAGCAUUGCUUAUUAAAUAUUAACUUAUUCGUAAAAUGGAGAAGUUGAGUUUUUCAAAUAAGUUAUUGUCCCAUCAACAUUAUUUAGCAAAAUUCAUAAUACUUUUAAUUAUUUUACAUUUAUUGAGGGAAAAUAUAUUUCUGAUUAUCAUGAAUUAGCUUAAAGAAAAAUAUUUGCUAAUAGUGCUAUUAAUACUACAUGGAGAUUAAGAUUUAGAUUUAUUUUAGAUGUUACACUCAAUUAUAAGUAAACUACAAUAUUUGUUGAUCCUAUGACUAAUGCAGAUUAUUUACAAAUUAAUUUACCUUCAUCUCUAACUAAUGGUUAUAUUUAAAGUGAUCCAAGUUAAUGGUUAAUGUGCUAUUUUAUUCCUGAAAUAUCUUUAUAUGAUAAAUUAGCAUUACCUUUAUAUUCUAAAUGUAAAGUUGAAACUAGCGCAAAUCCAUACUAUUAUGUUCUCACAGCACCUAGAGAUACUUUAGUAAAUGGUCAAACUUAUGUAGUUCACAUAUCAGAGAAGAGAAUUUAAGGUGCCUCUUUCAUUCUUCCUGGAGCUCCAUAAAGAUCUGAGUUCAUUUGGUAUUGCUAUAGUCCUUUUGCAACAACAACGCCAUCUUAUGAUACUUUUAUUACAAGGAUAACAAAUAGAUUCAAAAAAGCUAAAAUUAAUCAUUUAACUACUACUUCAGAAGACUAUGAUGUUGCUGAAAUUACUUUCACCCCUUCAGUCUCUCUUAAUCGAAUGUCAGAGUCAUAUUUCUUGAUUGAAAUAGAUAGUAUAUAUUUCUAAAAAAUUGGUUUAAAUUAUGAAGAUUUUGAUAUAAUAAAUUCAUAUAAAAGAGAUGGAUUACCUGAAUUUAUUAAUGGAAAUGAUCAUUCUUAUUUAAUAGAACCUCCUUUCUCAAGUGGAUUUUCUUUAAUCAAUUUUGGUUAGCAUAGUAAUUUCUAUGCAAAUAUUAUGAUCAAUCAUGUUAAUGGAUAGGAUUUGAAUGCUGAUUAAUAAUACAUUUUCAAAAUUCCUAUGAUUAGAAACCCUGCAAAUUAGCAUUCUUCUCUUUCUUAUAAAAUUUCUACAAUUUUCAUCAGUAAUAAAGAUAUGAGAAAACAAAUUUUAGAUGAAUUUUGGUUCAUUAAUCAUGCGUAUGUUGACACAGUACAUACUGAUAUGACAGAUGCUAACUUUAAAAUAAAUUCCUUCAACGAUUAUGUACUAUAAAAUACUAUGGAUUUAAGUGUUUAGUUUAAUUAUGAUAUAGGUCCACCUUAAAGAAUUCUUUUAAAAUGGGAUAAUAAUAAUGAUAUUGCAAUUGAUAGGAAGCAACUAAUGGCAAUUUAAAUCUCUGGAUGUAAGGUUGAAGUCUUUGAUAAAAUAUAUUUGAUUAUGGUAACCCCUUAAUCUUUUUAAUAAUCAGCAUGGUCUAUCAUGAGUUUAGGAACUAAUUUUUAAUCCAAUACUUACUCAGUUUAAUACGGGUUUUGGUUUAUAUACAUAACUAAUAAAUCAUUAACUUAAUAUUAUCAUAACCCCCAGCAGAAAUAGCUCAAACCAUUAUUAGAUCUUACUCCUAAAACAUUUGUCUAAAAAAUAGGAUUUGAAACAAUAAAUAGUGUUUGCCUUUACAGAUUAAUUAUUUCUACACCAAGUUAAGUUCCUAUUGGAGGAUAUAUUGAAAUAAAUCUAUCUAAUGAACUAGAUGGAUUUGAACCUUACUGUUAUACUUACUCAGAAUUCAAGUAAGUUGACUCAACAAACCCUAAGUAAGUUAAAUAUGGGCCUCUUGAAUGCCAAAUGCUAAAUUCUAAAUAAUAUGUAAUAAAAGGGUUUAACAGUUUUAUUGCAUCUACAAAUAUAAAUGUAGACUUAUAUCUUAAAAAUGUGAAUAGUGGAUCUGUGGUCAACCUUUCAAAUGUUAGUAUAUAUGGAACAUAAAAUUCUUAAAGCAUAAUAGCAAUUUCCAAACCUGUACCUUAGGUAACAAUUCUAUCUAGUAAUCCAGGAAUGAGUUAGUUUGAAAUAUUAGAUAGAGUUAGUUAUCCUAUUUAUGCAAAAGAGUGGUAAAAAUUAAAUUUUGUUUUUACUUUGAGAUCAAACAAUUUACUGAUUAAUUAAAACUACAAAUUAAAAUUUAAUCUUCCAUCUGGCUGGAUAAAUGCAAUCGGAACAAGAAUAGAGUUAAAAGGUAGAUAUAAAAAAAACGAUUCACCUAUCAUGACAGACGAUACUUACCCAUCACCUCCUUAUAAAUACAAAGAUUGGACUACUUCCAAGCAUAGCUUAGAAGGAGAUAAACUAGUAUUUGAUAUUAAUGUAGAUGAUCCUUUAUUAAAUCACUAUUCCAUUAAUAAUUAAACCGAGUAUAUUUUUUCAAUUGAAUCUUAAAGAGCAGAUAUAGCUAAUUAGGAAGGUCUUUUAAAUGCUGAUAGAGGUUUGUAUAAUUUUUAUCUGGAUGCAUACUAAGACAACAAACUGCUUGAAAGAACUUAUAAUGAAUAUUACGUAAAACCCAGAGAAGAUGUAUCUGAUACAUUUAGAGUAUAAGUUUUAAAUACAGGUGCAGGAUAAAAGACAGCAAUUAGAUUUAGUUUUACAAUGAAUUAUGAUAAAGCUGUUCAGGGUGACUAAGUUUGGAUUGAAUUUUAAACAUUUGAUAGGUUAAAUAAAGUAUUUAAAAAUGAUCUUGGGUUAGGUUUUAGCGAUAUUUCAGAUAAAAUAGAUUGCUAAGAGAGAUUUGGAUUUCAUAAAAUAUCAAACUAAAGAAUUGUGUGUUAUAUUUUUAAAGGAAACUAAAAUUUAUUAGCACCAAAAAGAGGAACUCCUGUUCUAAUAAAAAUUUUAAUCUAAAAAGAUAUUCCAAGCACAGAAUUAGUUGAUUUUUGGAUAGCUUAUGCAGAAAAUCCAAUUACUGUUGGAUAAGUUGCAGGUAUUAAAUUGAGCGUUAGAAGAGAUUGUAGAGAUGAUAGCCCGCAUUUUAAUUGUAUUCUCUAUCACGCUGAGCACUAAUAUUAUGUAACACAAUCAAUACCUCUUAGCUAAUAUUCUUCAAAUGGAGCUUUCUCUGCAAAUUCAAAUAUUGUAACUCUUACUGCUUCUCAUACAUUCACUAUUAAAUCAUCAGUUGAUAUACAAUCAAAUUAAUACAUACUAAUUUAAUACCCUUCUAACCAUAAAAAUCAAAAUACCUGCUUAUCAUUAGUUGGAGAGUGUUUAGAAUUUCCUUAGUAUAACUGGGUUUUAUUUAAACCAAGUGCUUUAAUCAAAGCAGGGUUAGAUACUUCAAUAAAGUUGGAUAAUAUGAUAAAUGGAUGGCAUAGAAGAAGUCCUUCUCCAGAUAAUUAUUUCCUUCUCUAGGUAUUUGAUAAUAACGGAAAUAUAGUUUAAACUUUUAAAAUUACACAUAACUAUUAUGACUAUUUUUUGAUAAAUACUUAAGGUUCAAUAAUUAACACUCAAACUUAUGACUAAAAAUACCAUAUUAACACACUAUUCCUCAAAGAAAACUUUAUGAACGUAGCUUAGUUAGACGUACUUAAUAUGUAUAUAGAAUAAGAAAUCAACUAUUUUAGAUUAGAUAAGCCAAAGGAAAUCUCUAAAUUUGAUUUAAAUUAUUGCAAUGCUACAUUAACUAUAAUACCUACAACUUUAAGAUUACCCUACCCUCUUAGAUAUGAUUGUGAAGUUCAUGAAUAAUAUAUACUCCUUAUUAGGACAACACAUUUCCCGCCGUGGGAUUUUACUUUCACCAAAUAUAACUUAAGAAUUUAUUUUAAAUUUAUUAUUGAUGGCAAAAUACCUCUUAUGGAUGGAGUUUUGCCUAGAUCAGCUAAUCCUUUUAUACUCUAUGGAUGUGUGGUUCGUUGUGACGAUCCCUUAGAUUCUAAAAACAUUUUAUCAUGGUCUCAUGUAACUUAAUCAAACAUUCCUUGGGAUAUAUCAUAUUACAAUUAGCCUAAUUUAAAUAACGCAGGAUUCUACACAUAAUCAUUUUAUUAAUGUUAAGCUCACAUCAAUGAUUUAGUUAGCCUUUAGAUGAUGAUUUAGCCAAAUACUAACUCUUCAACUUGUGACAUCAAUUAGCUAGUAUUUACAGUAUCUGAUGAGUUCAUAUAUCCUUCUACUCUAACUUUAGAUUAGUGUACAAUUUAAGGCAUUAUAUAAGCCCCUGUAGAUUCAUGCUCUGUUUCAAGAAGACAGGGUUAAACAUAAGUAAAAUUAAUUUUAAAAGAAAAAUUAGGAGACUUAGCUUAAAUAGUUACAAUUAGUGACAAAGAUGUCAAUAAAAUAUUUGUUGCUCCUUCAUAUCCUGGUAUGUUUUACCCUAUAAAGUUAGAUAUGUAUUGUGAUUCAAAGCUUAUCGAGACUUAAUUCACUAACUUCACUAAUGUAAGAGGUGAAAAUUUAGAUGUAAGCUAUUUGAAAAUAAUGAAUUCUUUAGAUGAAAAAACUCCAUAAAUUUAUGAGUUUUAAUUUAGAACUGGAAAGCAUGCUAUUCCAAAUGGUUACUAAAGAAUAAUUUAGGGAUAACUAUCUUAAGGAAUAUAUUCUAGUAUUUAGUUUAUAUUUGAGUGGAUAGGUGAUGGAUAUAAUAUUCAUCAAGGUUAUACAUAUGAUUUAGGUAUGAACAUUAAAGAUGGCUCAGAAGUAGGUUGUGCUAUAAAAAGUGGAUUAAAAUUGAUUUAAGGAAAUAUACUUAAGUGCAUUUUAAUUUAUGGAAAAGGACCUGAGAAAAUGCCUUAAAUUUCAAUAUCUAAUUAUGAAUAAAUACCUCCUAAUACUUAAGUAUCGAUAUUGAUUACUAACAUUUAAUCUAUUGGGGCAAACUUUUUAACUACAAUCAAAAUUGGUGUGUUGAUAACGAAUCCUAAAUUCAAUUCUGAAGCAUAUUUUUACGACCUAGUUGCAUAUAUCCCUGAUAAGACAAGUGCUUUAAAUUCACCAAUAGCCAAUACACACGAUGAUGUUGUUGUUACAGGAAACAGCUAAAUACACUCUUCAUCUAACUAUCAAUUCACAUUUACUUUAGGAAGAAGAGCUCUCAAAGUCACAGAUUACUUUGGUAUAUAAUUCCCUGAUAAUUUUAUUAACACAUUGAUGUAUGAUCCUUCUACAAUAAAUUGUGUAUCUACAUGUAGCUCUAUUUAUGUUUUCCCAGCUUCAAGCAUGGUAUAUCUAUAGCCUAAAACAAAUUUAGCAGCUAAUAGUUAAGUUGUUUUCUAAAUUAAUGGAAUUCCCAACCCAAAUUAUGCAGUAAGAGGAUAAAUUACUAUUAAAUAAUUUACAUUUAUUGACCGAAAAAUAGAUAGCUAAUAUAACGCUUAAUUUUCUGCUAAUUUUACUCCAUCAUCCCUAUUUUAAAAUGCUAAUGUUGAAGUUUCUUCUUAAACUGGCGGUGAAACUAAUGUUCAGUAUACCUUCUAAUUCUAACUAGGGCACACAGUACCAGCUAAUGGAGCUAUUUCGAUUGAUUUCCCAUUAGAUCUUUAUGAUAAUCCUAAAUUAUCCUCAGAACCUAUCAAAUGCAAAUUAUUUGGUGAUGUUUUUGAUGAAUUCAAUAAGUCAGUUUGUAAAUUUGCUGGUCCAAACAGACUUAGUAUUGCUUUGGUUAAUACUUAAUUGCUUCCAAAUUCUAUAUACAAAAUAAUAGUAGAUGGCAUUACUAAUCCUAAUAAGAGUUAUGAUUAAGCUAGCAAGCAAUAAAACUUUGUAUUUUCAUCUCAUUUCAAUAGCAAUGCUAUAUUAAAUCAAAUCAUUGCUCAAAAAACUACUAGUCCUCCUAUAUUGUAUGUUACAGCUUUGAAGAAAUGUAUCGUUUAAGUUAGCCCAUUCAUCAAAAAUACAAAAUUAAAAUCAUUUUACUCAUUUAAAUUUUCUUGUAAUGUAUAGAUUAAGAAUAAAAGUAUAGUGGAAAUAAAUUUACCAACAGAAUAUAGCAUGAAUAAUAAGUAAGAUACUUAUGAUUGCUCAAGUUUUGAAUAAUCCACUCUUUAUACAAAAUAAUGUACUCUUUAGGAGAUUAAAGGAUAAUUGAUUCUGUCUGCUUAACUGAGAGAAAUAACAAAUUCUUAAUAAUUUACUAUAAAUUUAGAUUUAUAUAAUCCUAGCAUAGAAAAUAGUAAAUAUAUUUUCUCAGCUAAAUUUAGGUAGUAAAAUCAAUAUUUUGCAGACACAUAAAACACAGGAACAAAUUUUGCUAGCAUUUUUGAAAAUCUAAAAAUAAUAUUUACUAAAAACCAAGACAAUCAUUCUUAAAUUAAAUUAUAGAAUGUGCCAAUAAAUGCAGCUGAGCCUGCUUAUUAUAUUUUUAAAACCCCAAGCUUAAGAAACAAGAUAUAGAUUGAACAGACCUCUAUUAUAUUCCCUAAUCAUUUUUCAAAAAACCUAGGAGAGAAUCUGAAGUGCUUUAUACUUAAUUCAAAUAACGAAGCAUAUAGAUUUUCAAUACAUGAUAUUCUAAAAUUAAAAGCUAAAUAAUUAAAUGAUUAUUAAAAUUUUAUUUAAUUGCCAUGUUCAACAAAUUAUGAUUAUACCAUAACAUUCUUAAAUGUUAGAAGCUUUUAUAACGAAAGCUCUUUUGAAUGGGACUACUUAAUGGUUUAAAAUGUAUAUAAUCCUGGAAAAUUUUAUUUAGACACUUACAAUAGCGAUGGGAUAGCAUCUUGGGUUUUUGAAGAUAAUUUAUACUAUGAAAUUAUUGAUACAGCCAAAUAGCUUGAUAUUAAGAAAAUAGAAGCAAAAAUAACUAGUACAACUGUCUUUUCUCCAUAUAUUUUUGAAAUUUACACUCUUUAGUAGCUAAAAUAGAGUACUCUAACUGGAAUAAUGAUUGAUUUACCAGAUUAAUAUGAUAUUUCUCUUUAACCUUAAGACAUUUCUUGUUAUAGCUCAAUUAGCUAGAAAAUUAAAACUAGCUGUUAAUUAUACAAUAAUACAAUACUAUUAUGGUCAGAGAUAUUCAAAGUUGAUAACGUUUUUCACUAUAUUUAUGUAGAAUCGAUUAUUAAUCCCUCUAUUACAGAUCCUUGCAAAGAAAAUUAAUUUAAAAAUUCAAAUUUUAAGCUAACUAUACUUGAUUUGUCGACAAAUGAAAUUCUAGCAACAUCAAAACCUAAUUAGUAGGCAUGCUUAUAGUAUUCUAAAGACCUCCUAUAUAUAAAAAUAGAUGGACCUACAAUGUUAGUAAAAGGGCUUUCUUAUUAGUUUAAGAUGUAAAUUGAGAGACCUGCAAAUGUGUUAAAACUAAUUCCUAAAUAUAACAAUCUAUACUUUGAUUUAAUACCUAAUAUUUUGGUAUUUAAAGAUUUUGAUCUACCAUCAGAAAUAAACUUCAUAAUAUUGGUUAAAUAAAGUGCUAAAGUAGGCAAUUAAUCUAUUAAAUUUGAUAAAAUAGAAACAAGAGAAGAUUCUUAUAUAAAAUCGGGAGAUUAAUAUUAGUUGCCUCCAAUACUAAAAUUUGUUGUAGUAGAAAAUUAGAAUACUAUAAACCAUGUUUUAAUAGAAGAUUUAAAAGCAAAUUCUAUUGGGGGAAUAGUUACAGCUUUUGUAAAUGUCCCAGAGCCUCCAUCAUAGAAUAUGUAUCUUAAUAUAGAUAUUACAAACUCUAAAAAUAUAGAUGUUUAACCUUCUAAAAUUUUGAUAACACAUGAAUAAAGAAAUUAUAAUUUUACAAUUAAAUACUUAUCAGAUAAAGUUACUUAGCCUAUUCCAUUCUACUUCUCUCUAUAAUCAAAUUAAAAUAUUGUUCAUUAAAUAAGAUCUCCUGUUAAACAUUUGGUUAUUACUCAUAUAGAUUAACACUCAAAAAACAAAAUAGCAAAAUUAGAAUUUAUGGAUAGUAUUCCUCAUGAAAGCUACUACAAAAAUCAUUUGGGAAGAAGUAUUGACACUCAUUUAAUAUAAAAAGAUGAGCUUAAGCCUUAAAUAUUGUCCAUAAAAACUGUAUCUAUAUAAUUAAAUAAAGUAGUUUUAUAUUUAAUAACUAGCUAACCUGGAUCAGUCAGAUACUUCAUUACUUAUAAAAAUUCUAAACCUCCUCUCUCAGCUUUAGAAGUUUUCUCUUUUAGUUAUUCAGAAGGAAUAAUUAUCACAAAGGGUGAAGUUCAUACUAAGUAAUAUUUCCCAGAAGCUAAAGAUUAUACAGCAGAAAUAAACAUUAAAGAAUUAAAUUAUUCUACAUCUUAUGAGCUAUAUGCAGUUUGUAAUAAUGGAAUGGGAAUAUCGAGAAUAAAAAGUGCUAAUUUUACUACUUCUUAUUUAAAAGCAGGAACUAUUUUCCAUUUAACUCUAUCUUAAAAUACAAAUUCUCGAGAAUUAAUUAAGUAGCUCUCAUAAGCCCUUAGAAUUAAACAUAGUGAUAUGGCCUUAUUAACAUCAAAACAGGUAAUUGAUAAUUAAGGUGAGAGGAUAAAGAAUGAUUUAUUCACUUUUGAGAUAGCCAUUGCUCCAUAGUCUAAUGGUUAUGACAUCAAUUAAUACAUUAAAAAUAUGAUUCAUAAUAAUCAAGAAACUUUCAUCAAAUUAAUGAAAAAUUAUGUGUAGGGAUUUGAAACAUAUAGAGUUGAACCUUUUUCAAGAAAAUAUAUGAAUGGAAUGACUAAAAUCACUGAUCUGAAACCAAAAGUAGAAAAUGUCAGUUUUUAUUCAGCAAAUAUUACUGUAAGAUCAUGGGAAGAUUCAAUAGUUUAUGCAGUUGUUCUAGAAGACAAAAAAAAUAAAAAUAUUACUUUACUUUCUUAAUAAAUAAUUUUAGGAUUUGAUUAGCAUAAUAACCCAGUAAAAGAGUUUUAGUCCACAAAGUCAUACUCAAACUCUAGCAAUUAUUACAAUGCAAAUCUAUAUUUCGAUAAUCUAAAUGAUGGAACCAACUAUACAGUUUACAUAACUGCAACUAAUGUAAUGCCUUACUCCGAAUAACUAAAAUUUUUACCUUUACAAGAUAAUAAUGUGAUAAUGUUUAAGUUUAGCACUCCUUUCAAUUAUAAUUUAGAUAGUUGUCUUAUGAUUGAAGAUUUAAAAGACAUAAAUAUAUAGCUUUCAUAAAUAAUAGAAAAAAGAUAUUAAACAGAAAAAUAGUUUGGAUAUUGUAAAAAAGUGAAAUAAAAAACUAAUUCAACUAAAAAAAUAUUAGGAUAAUUUAAUUAUUGA
This is a messenger RNA of Tetrahymena thermophila SB210, 21513 nucleotides long. RefSeq lists its product as hypothetical. NCBI's taxonomy places the organism in Eukaryota, Ciliophora, Oligohymenophorea, Hymenostomatida, Tetrahymenidae. The transcript has 39 exons. The record is from RefSeq and is a predicted model, not a curated record.